UCUGUUCCCAGUUACCGGUUCGCCGUCGCCGCCUUUUCUCCUGAACCCCCUCCUACCUAUGAGUCGUUAGAUCGAGGAUCUAUGCGCCCAGAUCGUCGAACGGCGGCUUUUCUACCCAAUAUAUCCAUUGGUUAAUAGUGAACCGGCAAUCUGGAUAACUACCGGCGCGCUGGCUCGCGGCGCGACGACGCGGUUUUGUCAUUCGGAACAGCAUAGGUGUGGCAAGUGGUGGUCGCUUUGGCUUUCAGCUCCUGACCCUUCCGUCAUUGACGAACAGCACGCGCAACCGGUUUUGACGGCCGCACAAGUCGCCUCCGAUUUUUUGUCACAAUGACCGUUGAUGCACAAGAUAACACCUCAGCUCCCGCAGCCGAUCGCAGUGGAGCCGAGUUAGAGGCCAGAAGUGUCGGGCGACAGGCCGAACAACCCAAGAGCAAGAGCAACGGUGAUGGCAAUGCGCCUGCAGAAACUGGCCAGAAACCAAACCCGAAGGAUCCAUCAAGACCGCGUCGGAAGAAGGCGCGAAGAGCUUGCUUUGCUUGCCAACGGGCGCAUUUGACUUGCGGUACGCUAGACUGGCCUCUCAGUUUUAUUCGCAUAGUUCCCCCCAACACCCAAACACCCCGUCACCCUUCUCCCUCCCUCUCCUCGUCUAUCAUUGUUAUGCCCAUAGCUUCCAUGCGCGGCACUUAGGGAAUCGACCUAUCUUCCCCCCAUGUGAUCAUGUGGGUGAGUCUAUACUGAUGUAUUGCUUGCACAUAGGUGAUGAAAGACCGUGUCAACGGUGUAUUAAGCGUGGUCUUCAAGAUGCAUGUCACGAUGGGGUUCGCAAAAAGGCCAAAUAUCUCCAUGAUGCUCCAGAUGGAGCGUUGAUACCUGGAAUUGGCGGAAAUUUCUAUAAUAACACGAUGCGGAAUAAUUUGCCCUUAUCUAGAAAUGGCGCCAAUGCAGUGAAUGCCACCACACAGCAAAGUUCCAGCCCUAAUUUCUAUCCUACGCCACAAUCGAACUCCUAUAGUGUCUACCAGGAAAAUACUAUGACUCAAAAUUCCUUUACCUCUCAGUCCCCUGUGUCGCCGACGUUCACUCUGAAAACUAACCCAGCCGCUCGAAACAACAGCCUUUCAUCACAAGUUGGCCAGCAACCGCCCAGUACGGGUGUAUCAGGUGCCAACCCAAGCCAGAACCCAUUAGCGGGGCCCUUCUUCGACCCGAGCGACCCGGCCCUAUUUAACUUUGACCUGUCUAGUAUGAACUUCGAGAAUCGUUAUGGUGCGCUGGAGUUUGGCAUGCUUGGACAUAUGGCUACUGGGGCUGGUGACUCACCCAGUGACUCCGCUACACAGCGAGGAUCGAUGGGGCGUAGUGGCUCAGCUCAAUUCUCCGGAACACCGAUCACCGGUGCCGCAACCUUCGGCGAAAGCCCCGGAGGUCAACAGCCGUUCAUCUUUGGCGACCCUCUACUGAAUGAAUGGUCCAGCGGACAACCUACCGGCCAAGCACAUGUGAAUGUCGGGGGCGUUUACCCACAGUCUGGCCAGGGAAGUGUAAUACCGGGGCAUUUGACUAAAGCAGAUGCGCCACAUGCGUUUGCGAUUGAAAGCGGCCCCGGAGGCUUCGCUAGUCCUAAUGCAACGACCAGCCCCCAGAUGACGACGGGCUUUGAGGAUGCCACGUUCAACAACGCUGUGACAGCGAAGUCGAAUGGCCUCGCCGCAAGCGGGCCGCGGCCGACGAUCACGACGCCGAGUCUGAAGCACCAAAGCCUACAGGUUGGGGCUAGACGACGCCAGCGGAAUCCCUCAUCCAUAUAUGAGAACGUCAAGGAGCCUUAUGCCUACACUAACCGUUUCCACAACCUGACCGCGUUCAUCCAGCGGCGCUUUUCCCCGCAGAAGACUUUGCAGAUCGCCAAAGCGCUGGCAUCGAUUCGCCCAUCCUUCAUUGCAACGACCAAGACUCUGAAUCGUGACGACCUCAUAUUCAUGGAGAAAUGUUUUCAACGAACUCUGUUCGAGUAUGAGGACUUUAUCAACGCAUGUGGCACUCCGACGAUCGUAUGCCGACGCACGGGGGAAAUCGCGGCCGUAGGGAAGGAAUUCAGUAUCCUUACCGGGUGGAAAAAAGAUGUACUAUUGGGCAAGGAGCCGAAUUUAAAUGUUAAUACAGGUAGCUCGGUCCCAGGCUCGGGCACAUCAUCACGAAGCUUUACUCCGCGAGGCUCCGCGGUGGAAAUCACCCCUGGUCGCCCGCAACCGGUAUUCUUGGCUGAGCUGCUCGAUGACGACAGCGUAGUGGAUUUCUACGAGGAUUUCGCACGUCUCGCCUUUGGGGACUCUCGUGGCAGUGUCAUGACGACGUGCAAACUGUUGAAAUACAAAACAAAGGAAGAUAUGGAGAAUCAGUCGGAUGAGAACCAACGGUGGAACAGCCACUUGCGAAAAGGAGGGAUCGCCAGCGAGGCGGGCAUGAAUCAGCUAGGCUUCAAGGACGGCAAAGUUGAAUGCGCAUACUGCUGGACAGUGAAACGAGAUGUAUUUGACAUCCCUAUGCUUAUUGUGAUGAACGUAAGUAGCCUAUUGUUUCUCAGGGUUGGAGGGUGCUAACUAUAAACAGUUUUUGCCAUGCAUCUGAUUUUUCUUGUUGUAUUAUGGGUAAUGCCACGUACCAUUGAUGUUUAAAUCUACAUGUACGGUCAUUCUUUGGGGGGUAAAAAAUAUCUUCAGUUUCUUUCCUUUUUUCCUAGUUCGCUUUUGUCUUUCACUCGAUUACGCUCUGGUACUGGUACAUAACUGGUUGUAUGAUUCCCAAGGAGCUGUUUAUGGGGGCUCCUCUGUUUUCUAUUGUUCCGCGCUUUUUAUUGUAUAUAGGUAUCUGCACAUAUUAAGGGGUGGUACAUUUCUGAGUGAGUGAUAGUAUCAUAUCAUUCAAGAAAGAUGAAUUAGCUUGAGAGAAUGUAGAGUAGUUAAUAGUACAGC
Messenger RNA from Aspergillus alliaceus, 2978 nucleotides. RefSeq names its product transcription activator of gluconeogenesis acuK. Gene Ontology annotation, molecular function: RNA polymerase II transcription regulatory region sequence-specific DNA binding; DNA-binding transcription factor activity. Gene Ontology annotation, cellular component: nucleus. The transcript has a single exon. NCBI's taxonomy places the organism in Eukaryota, Fungi, Ascomycota, Eurotiomycetes, Eurotiales, Aspergillaceae. The record is from RefSeq and is a predicted model, not a curated record. Gene Ontology annotation, biological process: cellular response to starvation. Bases 744 to 2606 code for a protein of 620 amino acids.